AUGGGUACUCAACAGGAAAAUUUGCCACCGACGGUGAUCAAAACUGUUGCAAAAGAGUUGUCCAAUCUCUCAAAAGAUAGUAUAGAUGGAAUCAAAGUUCAGUUUGACGACUCGAAUUUGACACUGAUUACUAUAUUUGUAGACGGCCCAGAAGGCACACCUUUUGAGGGCGGAGUUUUCAAAAUAUCGCUUUCGAUAUCGAAAGAUUAUCCUAUGUCACCUCCUAAAGGCCUCUUCAUAACCAAAGUUUUCCAUCCGAAUGUGAACGAAGAUACCGGAGAAAUAUGCGUGAACACACUUAAGAAAGACUGGACACCAAACUUGGGAAUCAAACAUAUUAUGCUCACAAUCCGAUGUCUGCUAAUCAACCCCAAUCCAGAAUCUGCCCUAAAUACAGAUGCUGGAAAAUUACUGCUGGAAAAUUACGAGCAAUAUUUCGCACGAGCCAAAAUGAUGACAGAAGUACACGCUUUCCCAGAAUCCAAAAUGAAGCAGCUAUUGUUUCCAAAUUUAAAGAGUAACACAAAAGACAAGGAAAACAAUGGAAGAUCGGAGGGUGUUUUAAGUGAUCAAUCGAAUGCUAACUUAGCCGACGGUACUGCUGGACCCAGUGCUGCGAAACAACAGAAAUCGACCGCUUUGACAAACCCUUCAGAGAAGGCAAGGUUAAAGGCGAUGAAGGAAAAGAAGCGUCUCCUGAAAAGACUCUAGCCUCGAAUCUUGUUGAUUAUUUAACUAGUAGGCUAUACGUCACGAAUAAACUACGUACUAAGUGGCGAUAGAAAGAGACUUUUCUCCUUCGGUUUUCAUUCGUGUAGGGUUUGUUGAAGCUUUGUUUUGCAAUGUUUUGUUUUGUAUUUUAUCAAUUAAAUCGAGCAAUUUU
Symsagittifera roscoffensis is the source of this 883-nucleotide messenger RNA. Its product is annotated as ubiquitin-conjugating enzyme E2 S-like. The record is from RefSeq and is a predicted model, not a curated record. NCBI's taxonomy places the organism in Eukaryota, Metazoa, Xenacoelomorpha, Acoela, Convolutidae. The coding region runs from base 1 to 711 and encodes 236 amino acids. The transcript is spliced from 3 exons.